Mycena indigotica is the source of this 501-nucleotide messenger RNA. RefSeq lists its product as uncharacterized. Bases 1 to 501 code for a protein of 166 amino acids. The transcript has 4 exons. The record is from RefSeq and is a predicted model, not a curated record. Lineage: Eukaryota; Fungi; Basidiomycota; Agaricomycetes; Agaricales; Mycenaceae.
AUGGCAGCCAACAUUGUCCUCCCCCCUCUUAAGCUCUGGGCACAACAACACCUCACAAGCAUGCUCAAGGCCGCCGUCCAAGGCCAAGCGGCAUUCAACGAUGCUUUCAACGCGUUCAUUUCCAAGGAUGCGAAGAUUACGUUGAAUGGGAAACAAGUCUCGCAUGACGCGUACAAGCGCGCUUUCGAGGCUGCUUUUGGUGUCGCGAGCGUGGAUGUCAAGCUCGACGAGACUGUCGCGGUUGCCGACGCCGACUCCAACUAUACCGGCCUCGUUGGUCUGUUCUACACAGAGACAGCCCGUUCGAAAGAUCUCGUUCAUGAUGUCCCAAGAGUGCUUUACACCAUUGACGCCUCGGUGAAUAUCUUAGUCGAGGAGGACAAGAGUCUCCACGCUCCUCACCUCCCGCACGGCAUUCAUGGCGAUUUCGAUGGUCGUCGGGUCAUGUCGGUCAACCAGAUUAGCCUCGAAACUCACCAACCCGCUCCGAGGGAUGCGUGA